CCCCGCGCUGCCCACCGACGGCCACCCGGCCCCUGCGCUGCCCUGCCCGGCCUCCCGCCACUGCCGCUCCGGGCUUUUUUGGGUUUUUUCCCCUCCUUCCUCCCGUCCUUUUCUCUCCUGCAACUCGCAGAAGUCUCUGCCCCGGCCCCUGGUUUUAUUUCUUUUUGCCUUAGAGGGGUUGAGAAAAAUAAUCAUAAAGUUUUGCAAGUUUUUUUUCCACUUUUCUCCCAGCCGGGCUUAACACUGGUGGAGACUUUGCUUUUCCAAGUUUUACUUUUUUAACCCUUCCCUGACGCUCAGCCACCCCAUUUUUCCACUUUUUUCAUCUUCUGCUCCCUCCUCUGAUACUUUCUCGCAUGAAUCUCCUAGACCCCUUCAUGAAAAUGACAGAAGAACAGGACAAAUCUAUUUCCGAUGCCCCCAGCCCCACCAUGUCGGAUGACUCUGCCGGGUCCCCCUGUCCCUCUGGAUCCGGCUCGGACACGGAGAACACCAGACCCCAAGAAAACACCUUCCCCAAGGGAGACCCGGACCUGAAGAAGGAGAGCGACGAGGACAAGUUCCCAGUGUGCAUCCGAGAGGCAGUGAGCCAAGUGCUCAAGGGCUACGACUGGACCCUGGUACCCAUGCCAGUCCGGGUCAAUGGAUCCAGCAAGAACAAGCCCCAUGUGAAGAGACCCAUGAACGCCUUCAUGGUGUGGGCCCAGGCGGCCCGGAGGAAGCUCGCUGACCAGUAUCCCCAUCUGCACAACGCUGAGCUCAGCAAGACCCUGGGGAAGCUCUGGAGGCUGCUGAACGAGAGCGAGAAGCGUCCUUUCGUAGAGGAGGCUGAACGGCUACGGGUACAGCACAAGAAGGACCAUCCCGACUACAAGUACCAGCCACGGCGGAGAAAGUCGGUGAAGAACGGGCAGUCAGAGCAGGAGGAGGGCUCGGAGCAAACCCACAUCUCUCCCAACGCCAUCUUCAAGGCACUGCAGGCAGACUCCCCACAGUCAUCCUCCAGCAUCAGCGAGGUGCACUCCCCCGGGGAGCACUCGGGGCAAUCGCAGGGUCCCCCCACACCCCCCACUACCCCCAAGACGGACACACAGCCAGGCAAGCAGGACCUAAAGCGGGAGGGACGACCUCUGCAAGAAGGUGGCCGGCAGCCACCCCACAUUGACUUCCGAGACGUGGACAUCGGCGAGCUCAGCAGCGAUGUCAUCUCCAACAUCGAGACCUUUGACGUCAACGAGUUCGAUCAGUACCUUCCACCCAACGGCCACCCGGGGGUCCCGGCCACCCACGGGCAGCCCGGCCAGGUCACCUACACCGGAAGCUACGGCAUCAGCAGCACGUCGGGCUCACAAGCCGGGGCUGGCCACGUCUGGAUGUCCAAGCAGCAGGCGCAGCCACAGCCCCCACCGCAGGCGCAACCAGCAGCGACGCACGGGCUGCCGGCACUGAGCGGCGAGCAAGGCCAGGCGCAGCAGAGGACACACAUCAAGACAGAGCAGCUCAGCCCCAGCCACUACAGCGAGCAGCAGCAGCACUCCCCGCAGCAGAUCAACUACAGCUCCUUCAACCUCCAGCACUACAGCUCCUCCUACCCCACCAUCACCCGCUCCCAGUACGACUACACCGACCACCAGAACUCCAGCUCCUACUACAGCCAUGCCGCUGGCCAGAGCAGUGGCCUCUACUCCACCUUCACUUACAUGAACCCCACACAGCGCCCCAUGUACACCCCCAUUGCAGACACUUCUGGGGUUCCCUCCAUCCCCCAGACCCACAGCCCGCAGCACUGGGAACAGCCCGUCUACACACAACUCACCAGACCCUAAAAAAGCCAUUAGAAAACAAGAAAAGAAAA
This is a messenger RNA of Dryobates pubescens (Downy woodpecker), 1855 nucleotides long. RefSeq names its product SRY-box transcription factor 9 (gene SOX9). The transcript has 3 exons. Gene Ontology annotation, biological process: negative regulation of transcription by RNA polymerase II; oligodendrocyte differentiation; heart development. Gene Ontology annotation, cellular component: nucleus. Gene Ontology annotation, molecular function: DNA-binding transcription factor activity, RNA polymerase II-specific; RNA polymerase II cis-regulatory region sequence-specific DNA binding. Bases 357 to 1826 code for a protein of 489 amino acids. The record is from RefSeq and is a predicted model, not a curated record. Lineage: Eukaryota; Metazoa; Chordata; Aves; Piciformes; Picidae.